AUGACACCUGACGACUGGGCUGAAGCAUUUGUAUGCCGCAGGUCGUCAAUCUUGUCCUACGAGCGUGCGAGCUCGUGGCCAGCCUCUUUGAACAUAUUGGCGACGAUGCCUCAGGAGCGUUUCUUCCCGGACGUGGUGUGUUAUUGCAGCGUUGUAGGCGCAUGCUCCAAACAGGAGGAGUGGUCUGCUGCUCUCGCCUUGUUGAGCCUCAUGGGAACUUCACGGAUAACCCCUAAUCUUUACGGCUACAACAGUGCACUGGUUGCUUGUGCACAAUACAGCUCCUGGCUCCUUGCACUUGACAUCCUCAGCCAACUCAUCCCACAACAGAUCUUGCCGGAUGUCGUCAGCUACAGCAGCUUCAUCAGCGCAUGUAGCAUCGCGAGGCGGUGGGAACAGGCCUUGUCAACAAUAGAUGGCAUGGCACAAAGCCAGGUCGCUCCCAACCGGUUCACGUACAGCGGAGCCAUUAGAUGUUGCGAAGGUGCAGGUACAUGGCAGAUUGCCUUGCAUUUCUUGUGGGCAAUGAGAGAUCCGGCUUUGGACCCGGAUGUGGUUUGCUUCACCAGCGCAAUCAAGGCCUGUGAAAAUGCAGAGCAGUGGGCCGCUGCAUUGGAACUACUGGACCAUAUGCUUCUUUGCACCGUUUCCCCGAACGAGUUCACAUGCAGUAGCUUGGUCAGUGCCUGUGAAAGAGCCUCCGAGCGUGGCACCGCGGUUUCGCUGUUCAAAGCGAUGGUCAGCAUGUCUGUUGAUGCUGACUUGGUGGCAUGCAGUGCCACUAUCACAGCUUGCGCCAGAAUUGCGGCAUGGACCUUGGCGCUUUCAAUGUAUGCAAGCAUGGCAGAACGCGAAAUCCAGCCAAAUGAGUAUACGUACAGUGGUGCUGCAGAUGCUUGCGAAAAGGGCUUCCAAUGGAAGUCAACGCCAGAACUGCUGGAGUUACGUGGCAGCAGAAGCAGAUAA
Symbiodinium sp. CCMP2592 is the source of this 966-nucleotide messenger RNA. The record is from the annotation of a GenBank genome assembly. Lineage: Eukaryota; Dinophyceae; Suessiales; Symbiodiniaceae.